This is a messenger RNA of Trichosporon asahii var. asahii CBS 2479, 288 nucleotides long. RefSeq lists its product as uncharacterized. The record is from RefSeq and is a predicted model, not a curated record. Bases 1 to 288 code for a protein of 95 amino acids. Lineage: Eukaryota; Fungi; Basidiomycota; Tremellomycetes; Trichosporonales; Trichosporonaceae. The transcript has a single exon.
AUGAAGAGAUCUCCUACUGACCUUCAUGCCAAGACUUUCUGGACUUGGCCGUACAGAAACGUUCUCCGCACUAGCGAGUUGGAUCAGGUGUUCCUGGGACAGGCCGUGCAGGCGACACAGGGCACGCCAGGUCAGAUGGCGACGACAGACGAGAAGCCCCGACUGAUGCCCGGCUUGUUGCUCAAGACGCCGGAACGGGCGCAGUGCCCAAGUCACUCUUCCGAGAGUGGGCUCAUGACCUCGACCUGUGUCCCGGGAGAAGUGUCAAAGGACCCCAGGCAGCGCUAG